CCCCGCGACGCGCCGGCUGCUGGCGCAGCCCUUCGCUCGCCCGGCCUCCCCCUCCCUGGUUCCGCGCUCUGGUUCCGCCAUGGAAUCCAACAAGGAUGAAGCCGAGCGCUGUAUUAGCAUCGCCCUCAAGGCCAUCCAGAGCAACCAGCCCGACCGGGCGCUCCGCUUCCUGGAGAAGGCGCAGCGGCUGUACCCGACUCCGCGAGUUCGCGCCCUGAUCGAGUCCCUCAAUCAGAAACCACAGUCUGCCAGCGACCAACCCCAACCCACAGAGGCAACCCAGGCCACCCAUAGGAAACCAGGUGGGGCCAGCGCCCCCUCGGCCAACGGUGAAGCUGGAGGGGGAGAGAGCACCAAAGGCUACACUGCAGAACAAGUAGCGGCUGUGAAAAGGGUCAAGCAAUGUAAAGAUUACUACGAGAUCCUGGGGGUGAGCAGAGGGGCCUCAGAUGACGACCUGAAGAAGGCCUACCGCAAACUGGCCCUCAAGUUCCACCCUGACAAGAACCACGCGCCUGGAGCCACUGAAGCUUUCAAAGCCAUCGGCACAGCAUAUGCGGUACUUAGCAACCCAGAGAAAAGGAAGCAGUAUGACCAGUUCGGUGAUGACAAGAGCCAGGCAGCCCGGCACGGCCACGGGCAUGGGGAUUUCCACCGUGGCUUUGAGGCCGACAUCUCCCCUGAAGACCUCUUCAACAUGUUCUUUGGAGGUGGCUUCCCGUCUAGUAACGUCCAUGUCUAUAGCAACGGCCGCAUGCGCUACGCGUACCAUCAAAGGCAGGACCGCAGGGAGAACCAGGGUGAUGGUGGGCUGGGUGUGUUUGUCCAGCUGAUGCCCAUCCUUAUCCUGAUCCUCGUGUCAGCUCUCAGCCAGCUCAUGGUCUCCAGUCCACCCUACAGUCUGAGCCUGAGGCCGUCAGUGGGCCACGUCCACAGGCGAGUCACUGACCACCUGAACGUCGUCUACUACGUGGCAGACACAUUCUCUGAGGAGUACACAGGCUCCAGCCUCAAAAUGGUUGAACGGAAUGUGGAAGAUGAUUAUAUUGCCAAUCUCCGAAACAACUGUUGGAAGGAGAAACAGCAAAAGGAAGGCUUGCUGUACCGGGCUCGCUACUUUGGCGACACAGAUAUGUACCACAAAGCACAGAAGAUGGGCACCCCGAGCUGUAGCCGACUGUCAGAGGUGCAGGCCUCCCUGCAUGGAUAGUCCUGGGCCAGCCGUGCCACCGAGGUCCAAACUAUGAAAUCCCUGGAGAAUUUUUGGUGACAUGCACUGAGCCAAGGUGACGAACUGUAUGUUUAAAGAAAGACAAAAAAAGAAAAAAAAUUAAAAUGGAAUUGGAGGCCGAA
Molecule: messenger RNA, 1353 nt
Organism: Hippopotamus amphibius kiboko
Lineage: Eukaryota; Metazoa; Chordata; Mammalia; Artiodactyla; Hippopotamidae
Gene: DNAJB12
Product: DnaJ heat shock protein family (Hsp40) member B12
Exons: 9
Coding region: 80-1210 (376 amino acids)
Biological process (GO): cellular response to misfolded protein
Cellular component (GO): endoplasmic reticulum membrane
Molecular function (GO): Hsp70 protein binding
Source: RefSeq, a predicted model, not a curated record